Papilio xuthus (Asian swallowtail) is the source of this 714-nucleotide messenger RNA. Its product is annotated as junction-mediating and -regulatory protein-like. Bases 31 to 714 code for a protein of 227 amino acids. The record is from RefSeq and is a predicted model, not a curated record. Lineage: Eukaryota; Metazoa; Arthropoda; Insecta; Lepidoptera; Papilionidae. The transcript is spliced from 5 exons.
UAUACAUGCAGGUACUGCAUUACAUUAAAAAUGUCUCACAAGCCGCCAUUACUUCCCAAAAAAACGAAGGCGUGCGGCGACGUGCGCCCGCUGCUGGCGGAAGUGUUCCGCGCUCCGCCGCCUCCGCCGCCUCCGCCACCACCGCCACCACCGCCACCACUGACACUCGACGCCGCACGACACCGGACCGCGAAUGAUGAGGACACUAAAGUGCAAAUCCUCCAACAGUUACCAGAAAAAUCAUUAGAAAUAGCAGAAAUACGAAAUAAUGAGGAUAAAUUGAGAAAAGAGUACGGCAAACAGCUGGGGCACAGGGCGCGCUCCGCGAGCUACGAGCUGUCCUACUGUGCACAGGCACAAGGAGAUGCUAACUUAGGGAUCAUACGGAGACAAGAUUUGAUGCCGACAAUUUUAGAAAAUUCUGACCAACUGCGAUGUCGUUGGCUAUUGAGGAAGACUUCGAGCGACACUAGCGCCACUGCUAAUCAGUCCGAAGAUUUAAAUUUACCUGACGAUGUCGUCUUGUCUCCCAAAGAUUUUUCAAUCGAAUCCGUAAGUUGCGAGGAGACGGCGGGCCCCCGGCCGGCAGCGCCGCGGCCCCCGCGCCCCCAGCGCGCCCCGCGUCCGCCGCCCUGUUGCGUCGUCUGCGAGCCCGCAACACUCUACUUUGUGAACUUUACAGUGGGACACGAUCAUGUGGUAAUCAUUUUGUAA